Plodia interpunctella (Indianmeal moth) is the source of this 1849-nucleotide messenger RNA. It is a transcript of the gene Dtwd2, whose product is annotated as DTW domain containing 2. The record is from RefSeq and is a predicted model, not a curated record. NCBI's taxonomy places the organism in Eukaryota, Metazoa, Arthropoda, Insecta, Lepidoptera, Pyralidae. Bases 780 to 1532 code for a protein of 250 amino acids. The transcript is spliced from 2 exons.
GACCUAUGGGAUGAUGUAUUGGGGAAAUUCGGUAAAUAGUGAAUUCACUUUUAUACUUCAGAAAAGAUGUAUAAGAAUUAUUUACAACAUGUAUUCAGAUGAAUCAUUAAGAAAUAUAUUUAAAGAUAAGGGAAAUCUUACCGUAACUAAUAUAUAUAUCCUCGAAUUGUGUUCAUUUGUAAGGAACAAUAUGUUAUACUAUAAGAAGAAAAUAGAAUUUAGAAGUAAUCAAAGAGAUUUUUAUGAAUAUGAUUUAUAGUUGCCUAGUGUAAAUAAUGGAACAUACAAAAAGUCAUCCACCUACCUUGAUUGUGAUACUAAAAACUAAUAAAAAACUCUAAGAUUUAAAACCCAUUUUUAUGGUUAUACGUAAAUGUAAUUUUAUUAAAAUUAAGAUAAUACUUAUAUUGAUAAUUUUGUAAUUGAAAAAUAUUGCAUGCCUGAAAGGGAAAUCUGUUGAAACUCUUACUUAUAUGUACAUUCUUGUAUGUAUGUACAUGUAGGUACAAACACAGAUUUUGCAAUGUUUUUGACUUUGACUUUUGACUUUGAUUAUCUUACUACGAUAAUAUCAUGACACUAUCGAUAGACUAUCACUAUCGCAACAUCACUAGUGGAGUGGUAUACAACAUUCAUAAAUGAACAAUUCACAAGAAAAAUCUCUGGCAAUAUGCAAUGCAAUCGUCUACUACCAAAAGGUUCAGAAUUCAAGAGAAAUCAAUUAGAUUAAUAGAUACUAAUCUUUCAUUCAACAGCUGAUUUUAUAACCAGUUGGUACAAUGGACGAAUUGGAAGUUUGGGAUGACCUGUCCAAUAUACCAGCAGAUCCCCCAACAAUGCGAGAACUAUGCCAAAAUUGCGAAAGGCCCAUGGUUGUUUGUUGGUGUUCAGCAUUGCCACCUCAAAGAUUAAAUCCUCGGAGUAGAAUUAUAUUGUUGCAGCAUCCUGCUGAGGAGAAGCGUUGCCUACGGACCGCUCCCAUGCUCAAGCUAGGUCUGUCUGAAAACAAGUGCCUUAUUUAUAAAGGGAAGAAAUUUCCACAACCAAAACAUGAAUAUUUAGAAGACAUUCUUAAUGAGCCAAAUACAGUUUUAUUAUAUCCAAGUAAAACAUCAAUUGAUAUUAGUUGUUUGGAAAAUAAAUGUGAUAAUUAUAAUCUAAUUUUAAUAGAUGGCACAUGGCCUCAAGCUAAGGCUAUAUAUGCAUCCAGUCCAAUUCUUCAUAACAUAAAACAAGUGAAACUGUUGACUAAUACUAUAAGCAGUUAUAUUAUAAGGACACAGCCAACUGAGGGUUGUUUAAGCACAUUGGAAACAGCGGCUGAGGCUCUUUCACAAUUAGAAGGGGAUCCAAAAUACAGAGAACAGUUGGUGCAACCUUUACAUACAUUAUGCCAGUAUCAGCUUGACAAUGGUGCUGUCACUCAUCAAUCUAAAGAAUUUUUAAUAAAAACAAAAACAUAUCCAAAGCUGAUUGGCAAGAGGUUAUCAAGAUUGUUGAGAUCUACUGAAAAUAGUUUAGUUACAACUUAAACCUUAAUAAAUCCAGAGUUGCUGGUGAUCAUGCAUACUACCAUUCAACAGUGAGGUUCAACUUUUACUGUUACUUGGCCGAAGCUCUAAAAAUCUUAUUUGUAUUUUAUUACAAUAAUAAUCAACCGAUCCAGGCUCAAGCAAGACUUUUUUCUAUUGUGAGUGUUCAGUGUUAUAACAAUAUGUUGAACAAUACCUGCAAAAAUUUUAUUGUACAAAUAGAUUGCUGGUUAAUAAUACAAGUUUUAGGCUAGAAAUAGGUUUUGAUAUUAUGUAUGUCAUUUAAUUGUUAAGAAAUUAUAUUUUGUUAUUUAUAA